ACGCUUUCCGUCGUUUGGUCUCGCGCGGAGUUGGAUUUUCAUCCCAUCGACCAUCUGUACAUUUCAUCCUUCGCGUAUUUUCAAGCGCAGUCUUGCAUACUCGUGCCUCAGAAACAAAGCACUCUUGUUCAAGCGACUUGUCUAGCCUCUUUGUGCACACAAUACAUACCCUAUUCCUCUCGUUUUUAGCCAAUCAAGAUGUCGACUACGUUUACUGAGGGUUGCCCUGUUUACAGCCCCUUCUUUGGAGCUAUGGGAUGCACUGCCGCCAUCGUUUUCAGCUGUUUCGGAGCUGCUUACGGAACCGCAAAGUCCGGUGUCGGUAUCUCUGUUAUGGGUAUCAUGAGGCCCGAGUUGAUCACCAAGAACAUUGUCCCCGUUGUUAUGGCUGGUAUCAUUGGUAUUUACGGGUUGGUCGUAUCCGUGUUGCUCAGCGGUGGCCUACAACCAAAAAUGUCCCUCUUUGCCGGAUUCAUUCAACUUGCCGCUGGUCUUAGCGUUGGCUUGAGCGGGUUGGCCGCUGGUUUCGCCAUUGGUGUUGUGGGUGACGCAGGUGUCCGUGGAACGGCCCAACAACCCCGUCUCUUUGUUGGUAUGAUCUUGAUCCUCAUUUUUGCGGAAGUUUUGGGUCUUUACGGGCUUAUUGUCGCGUUGAUCUUGAACACCAAAGCGGACCCAUCUCUUGGCUGCUAAAAUAUACCUGACGCGUUUAGCAGUGGGAUGUACAAUGCAGGUUAUACUCCUCGGGCGGUGAGAAAUGUUUCAACAUUGUGAGGACGGGUUUCUGGCGUCUCCUACGUUGGAUACAUCAAUAGAUCGCGUCCCGUACUCUUGAAAUCUCUUGAAACGAUUUGAAUGGCGGUUUGGACAUUGGACAGAGACAUUGUCAAGAAAUGGAAUAAUAUUUGCCUCAUUCACUUAGUCCGCGCAUUAUCGGUGUCAUCGCAUUACGUCAAAUUUUCAAUAUGUACACAGCACCACAAACCUAACGAUGAACAGUUCUCC
This is a messenger RNA of Spizellomyces punctatus DAOM BR117, 1005 nucleotides long. Its product is annotated as V-type proton ATPase proteolipid subunit. Lineage: Eukaryota; Fungi; Chytridiomycota; Chytridiomycetes; Spizellomycetales; Spizellomycetaceae. Gene Ontology annotation, molecular function: proton-transporting ATPase activity, rotational mechanism. Gene Ontology annotation, biological process: proton transmembrane transport. The record is from RefSeq and is a predicted model, not a curated record. The transcript is spliced from 7 exons. Bases 199 to 693 code for a protein of 164 amino acids. Gene Ontology annotation, cellular component: proton-transporting V-type ATPase, V0 domain.